ACAAGUAAAAGUGGAAGCAAAGGAGAAAGAACCGACAAGAAGAAGAAGCGCUGCUGAGAUGCUUCUCUGCCAUCGUCGCUAACGGACGGCUCUCUCGACUCGUCUCACUCUGGCCCAUCUUUUAUAGACCGUCUCAACUGCUUCCAGCCGAAACACCGGUAACAGCACACACACACAACAAGACACUGAACAAGAGUGAGCAACGAGAGAGACCGGUAGCAUCUUUGACGAGUUGAGCUUGUUGGAAAACUUUUCUUUCUUUCCAGGACUCGGCUGGAAAUGUGAGAGAGAUAUCGUGCGUGGAUUAUAGUUUUGAUGAAAAAAAAACUUCCUGUUUGACUUGUGUGUGUGUAUGUGUGUGUGGUUUGUUUUUUAAUUAAACACCGACUACAGUGGCGUCAAAGUUGAGUUCGGUGCUGCACUCUAACCAGUGACUUUUGAGUGUGCUGUCUUGUCAAACUCGACGGGCGCGCGGGGCGGAGUGGGAUUCGAAUCAACAAAAAUUGGCUUGGCAGAUGUAAUCACCGUCGCCGCCGAGAGUCCGUGAUCAAAGUCAACUUGUGCGUCGAUCGAUGCCGAAACGAAUCGAGUUGUUGACAAACCAAACGUGCAGCGCUAGUCGAGGAAGGAAGGGAGGGGUGGAAAAAAAAAUCCCAAAGACAAGCGGCUCUCAAUUUCAUUUCUGUCGCCCCCUCCGUUUGAUUUGACCGUUAUUUCUACUAUUGCGGACAGCGGGGGUAAGUUGGUAUUGAUCCGAAAAAUAAAAAAGGGUCGGUAUAGUGCGGCGCUAGAGCGAGCAGCUGGACUGGAGGCUAAAGAGAACGGGUCCCGCUGCUUUAUUCCGGAUGAAUCGUUAGAAAAAGGGGGGAGCACCAGCAGCAAAGAAAAAAAAAGAAAUACAAAAUAGAGAAAAAAUAAUAACAAAGUCAAACCCCCCAGCGGCGAUGAGACAAGUAGGCUCAUCGACUUGCUAGCGAACGUUGGAUGAAGUGAGCAGGUUGUCGUAACAUAAAUAAACGAGUGCGCGUCAUCACAAGGAAAUACAAGAGCCUGGGCGAACGCGAGAAUAAGAAGAAAAAAUCCCGAAUUGGAAAAGAAGAAGAAGAAAAGCCGAGAAAAGAAGAUGCGGUCGUCUUCCAGCCUGUCGCUUUUAUUGCUAUUCCGCUUGUGCAACUGGGCGUCGGGGUCUUCCAUCAUCCAACGGCCGGACGAUCAGCAACAGCCGAGGAGAAUCCCUCCCAAUCAAUCAGAUGCCGCCGCCACUAACGCCGCCACCGACGCCGGAUCAACAUCAUCAUCAUCAUCGGCAUCUCGAUGGUUAUCGACUUGGAUGUUGCAGGAAGGGCAGCAGGCGCAUCGGGACACGGUUCCGGUGAUCAAGUCGAUCAAGAGUCGAGGCUUCCUAGUGGGCGACUUUUGCGACGACGCCGAUCAGUGCAAUUCCGGACUGCCUCACACCGUUUGCAACGCCAUGACGCAACGCUGCGAGUGCGACUCCGACUUCCCCAUCAUCGUCGACAACUCCAUCUGCGUCCCACCUUUGAAGCUGGGCGAAGAUUGCCUCUACGAUCAGUCGUGUCAGUACUACGACCGCAACUCCGUUUGCGCCUUGUCGGACCAAGGCACCGCUCAUGAAUGUCGUUGCCGGGCGGCAUUCCGUCCGUCCAUCACGCUCGAAUCCAUUUCGCAAACUAGCCUUUGCCUCCCAGAACCGCACGGACCUUGGUUGAAAUCCGAUGUGCCAACGGUCAUCGGAUUGGGUGUCGGCAUGUCCAUUUUCAUGGCGCUGACCUGCCUCGUUUUGAGACUCUUCAGCCGGGCUCGUUUCGCUCAAGAUCAAGCCCGAGGCUACGGCAACGCUCACUUGGCUCCGCCGUCCAGCGUCAGUACGACCAUCAACCACACUCACACAGAUGGAAAGCAUCCGCCGCGACCCAACUACCACCGACAGGUAUCCAUCACCGAUUCCGAGACAGCUGCACCCACAGAUAUCGGGGCGCGUAGGACUAACUCGAUCAACAACGGCGGUCACCAUCACUCGCGGGGAUCCUUCUACGGUCGAAGGCAGAGCAACCACUCGGCAACGUACGAAGCCAAGAGCCCCAUGAGGAAUCACCGAGGCGAGACAUCUGCAAACCGCGAAUCCACCAGCGCUCAACCGGAUAAUGCCGAAGAUCGAACGCCAGCCCCACUCCAUCGAUCCGACAAUUCCAUACGCUCCAGCCUGGAUUGAAAUGGAGAAUCUCAAUUAGCAAAGAAGAUAUAGUGGAAAGGAAUGAAGAACAUCGCGAGCGGAAAAACAAAACAAAAUAUAUAUAAAUUCGCUGGAGCUCAUCCAUUAACAAAUACCCUGCCAUCGUGUUAACAAACGGACAAACAUCUUCCGGCUCUGUGUUUACUUAUUAUUGUUAUUAAAUAUUUUUGUUUUAAAUCACACUGUUUUUUUUUUGUUUUUCACUGGACAAAAAUGGCACUCACUCACAGUUUCAUCUUUUUUGAGACUCGCAUUGAUAGAUGUAAUUAAGCUGUUGUGGGGUUAAUUGUGCCCUCCGCCAAGAGAAUGGCCAAAUUCCUCCUCAAGUUGUCACGGUGUUCUGUAAUCCAUGAGAGCGCCAACUCAAAAAGGCAAACAGUCGACAUUCUCAUCAAGAUGACAUCAAUUAUCAAAUAUCUAUACCAUUAUAUGGAGUGUGUAAUAUCAUCUACAUGUGUGUGUGAUUGUGGAAAUUCUUUGUUACCCUCACCUCCCCGGCUUUUCCUCCCCUCCCCUUUUUUCCUUCAAACCUUUUACGUAUCUCCGAAAUAUUGGAUGUCAUACUAUAUAAUAAACGAUUUUCUAUACAUGAA
Messenger RNA from Daphnia pulex (common water flea), 2847 nucleotides. RefSeq lists its product as uncharacterized. The record is from RefSeq and is a predicted model, not a curated record. Lineage: Eukaryota; Metazoa; Arthropoda; Branchiopoda; Diplostraca; Daphniidae. The transcript is spliced from 7 exons. The coding region runs from base 1124 to 2233 and encodes 369 amino acids.